CUCACAGAGAGAAGAGGACGACCCAGCCAUGGCUUCUUCCUCCAUUUUUGCUCUCUUCAUUUUCUUCAUUUUCCUUCUUCACCGCCCCUUUUCCUCCAAUGCAAAUCUCCACCAAACAAGACUCUUCGUAUCAGAACAUGUCUCACAGGCAGCACCCACGGAAGUUCCAAUCACUCGUUACUUUGAAGUAUCCCGGCCCAUCCAAGUACCCAGGACAAAACCCUGCUCUGUUCUUGUCCUUCAACAUGAUUUCGGCAACACAUACGGCCAACCACCUGUUCUUGCUCAGUACAAUCCCCCGUUGAACUGCCCAUCUCAGGAUUUCUCCAAAAUCGUCCUCGAAUGGAAUGCAACCUGUAAAGGAAGACAAUUUGAUCGCAUCUUUGGUAUGUGGUUGGGUGGAGUUGAGCUUCUCCGGAGUUGCACAGCAGAACCUAGAGGCACUGGAAUCGUUUGGUCGGUUAAGAAAGAUAUCACGAGGUACUCAUCAUUGCUUAAGAACCCCCAAACACUAGCUGUUCAUCUGGCUAAUAUUGUUGAUCAAACGUACACUGGAGUUUACCAUGUUAACAUAACAUUCCACUUUUGGCCUGCGGAGGAACGUCCCCGCUUCCAGAAGCCGAAUUGGGCGAGUUCGGUCUAUGGGUUUGGCUUCCCAGCAGAUUUGAUAUUGCCCAUCUCGCGAAAUCUGCCUUUGAAUGAUGGGUUGUGGUUUCUGGUUCAGAACUCGACGGAUGUCCAGUUGAAGGAGUUUAAGAUUCCUCAAAAUGCCUAUAGAGCUAUUCUGGAAGUUUAUGUUUCUUACCAUUCUGAUGACGAGUUCUGGUACUCCAAUCCUCCUAAUGACUACAUAACUGCAAAUAAUCUUACCCAGGUUCCAGGAAAUGGACCUUUUCGGGAGGUUGUAGUCAGUAUUGAUGGUACUGUAGUUGGGGCUGUCUGGCCUUCUACUGUGAUAUACACCGGAGGGAUCAAUCCUCUGCUAUGGAGACCUAUCUCUGGAAUUGGUUCUUUUGAUCUCCCUUCAUAUGAUAUUGAUAUUACUCCAUUCCUAGGAAAAGUUUUGGAUGGAAAGCAGCAUCAGUUGGGGUUUAGUGUAACAAAUGCUCUUAGUGUGUGGUACAUAGAUGCAAAUUUGCACGUAUGGUUGGAUAAACAAAGUGCUAGAACUAAAGGAAAGUUGAUUAAAUAUGAUGUCCAACCUCCAGUGAUGACCUUAGUUUCGGACUUCAAUGGUUCAAAUGGAGAUUUUCUUAUUACAGCAAGUAGGUCUUUUCUUUUGGCUGGAUGGGUGAAGUCUUCUCAUGGAAACAUCACAACCCAAUCACAUCAAUACUUUGCUUACAGGAACACAAUGAAGUUUGGGAACAAUGGGAAUGAGCAGAUUGUGAAUCAAACAACAGAUGUCAAUGCCAGUGUUUAUUCUAGGCUCCCUUCUCGUUUAUAUUUUAUGGAUUUAUCUAGAAGGUUUCCCCUUUAUUUGUACACUAACUUUGUGGAUCAAGGAAAUGGAACCUCGACUUCAGUUUCAAACCUGUCCUUAGGAUUCAACCAGCAGUUGUUUUCACAUGGCCCAUUUGGUUUCUCAAGGGGCAAUCUCAUAAAUCUGCAGGCUGCACAGGGUUCUAUGAUUGUAAAGGGGAAUUUGGUAACUAGUGGUCUGGGAAGUACUCAGCAAGUAUAUACAUAUGAUGGUAAAGAUGGAUGCUACUUUAGGAAAGUGAGCAGUAGAAACUAUACCAUCCUCUAUGAUCAAAUAGAAAGGAGUUGCAAAAGAAAGCUACACCCAAGCUUGUUUCUUGGAGUCAACAAGAGGCCAUUUCCCACUCGGAGGAAUUUACUUGCAUCAGAUUUACAUGAUCAAGAGAAGCAAGUUUAGAUCUACCAACCUGGUUGAUUAUUGGUUGCUCCAUUUGAAAUGCUCUACUGAAGCUUUGCCAAUCAAAAUAAA
Molecule: messenger RNA, 1951 nt
Organism: Nelumbo nucifera (sacred lotus)
Lineage: Eukaryota; Viridiplantae; Streptophyta; Magnoliopsida; Proteales; Nelumbonaceae
Source: RefSeq, a predicted model, not a curated record